UUAACUCACCUGUUGUGACGUAUCUUUCACCUGUAUACCUAAUCUGACAUUGAUAAAAUAGCUGUAUUUAACCUUGCUUGGGUUAGGCUUGUGUCAUAACUUGACGAGGCAGCCACUACAAUCGCCGAUGUUGCUUUAGUCUGAAUACAGAUUGCAUCAAUUAUGGCGUGGCUGUUGCUUGCAUUGUCGGUGUCCAUGGCGACUGUGAGCGCACAAAUACCUUGUCCUAAUAACAUGGUAUGUAGCUGCACGGAUACGAAUAUUGAGUGCCACGAUAGGGCGUUAGUAGCUGUACCUGUGUUCACGUCAGAUUCGCACUAUACGACACUUCACCUCGAAAACAACAUGAUUGAAACUCUACCAGACGAUGCCUUUAAAAAUUUGCAAAAGGUGAUGAUAAUCUUUCUGAGGAACAAUACGAUUAAUACCGUCAGUCGUAACGCGUUUCGAGGAGUUGAAGCUGGAAUCCUGCACCUUGACCUAGCGCAAAACAACCUCACAGAAUUUCCACUUGCGGCGGGGGCACUUGAAAAUCUCAUGCGUAUUGACGUAUCCAACAAUCCAAUUGAUGAAAACCACUUUGAUGAGCAUACGAUGUACGACAUAGGAGACAAACUGACGCGUUUGGAUUUUGGUUCAGACAGCCUCCAUCAAUGGCCAAAUACUUUGCGACAUCUGCAAGCUCUUGAAGUUCUUAAUGUAACGGGAGGGUCGUUUUAUACGCUGCCCCCAACGGCAUUUCAUGGGUUUGAAGGGACGCUAAAAACACUGUCCAUACAGCACACACAGCUGAUUGCGCUUCCAUUUGCCCUGUCAAAGCUCCGUUUUCUUGACCACCUGUACUUUGACCACAACCAUGCAAUCGGAGACUCUGGGAUUCUUAUAACCUCUUUGAGCAACGACACUCUCACCAAUCUACAAUACGUUUCUCUUGUUGACGACAACCUCACAUACUUCCCUUCCCUGUUGCGGUUCCUUCGCAACGUUCACACUCUCAUCCUGGAUUCUAACAGAUUGGCCUUUGUAAGUGAUUCAUCGGUAGCGGUGGCUGUUGGAACAGCAAUAACCACCCUGAGUCUACGCAAUUGCUCGUUGUCAAGAGUUCCAGGCGCUUUGUCAAAGUUGACAAACUUAACGAAACUGGACCUGACCGACAACCAAAUUCGCAGCUUUGAAAAUAGCGAUUUUCAAAAUAUGGGAAGGCUUACAACUUUGACAGUCACCAGGAAUCCUUUGGAAUUCAUCGCCAACGAAACGUUUAAGGACCUAAGGUGUCUCCAACAGCUUGACAUCAUGGAGUCCAACAUUAAGACAAUGCCAGAAGCAAUAAGAUUUCUCCGAAACCUUACGACCCUUACGCUGCCACUUGACAAGAUAGAAUGCACGUGCAACAUUGUCUGGCUUAAACAGUUCAUGGAGGUCUGCAACACGAACCUAAAGAUAGCCGGGUCCUGCGAGACCAUAGAUUCUCCCGUAGCAGACUAUUUGAGAGCACACAUCCCCAACUGUCCUAACUACGCCAGUCAAACCCAGUGUGUUAGCUCCACAUGCACUUAAACAUAACGCCUCUGUGCAACAGUAGCAUCAACACAUUGCAUUGAUUUAAAUUACAUUCGAACAUUGAAUUAAAGAGUAGCAUUUACAUAUGUGUUUGUAUAUAAAACGUUACUUUGUGA
Dreissena polymorpha is the source of this 1676-nucleotide messenger RNA. RefSeq names its product keratocan-like. Gene Ontology annotation, molecular function: protein binding. The record is from RefSeq and is a predicted model, not a curated record. Gene Ontology annotation, cellular component: plasma membrane. The transcript is spliced from 2 exons. NCBI's taxonomy places the organism in Eukaryota, Metazoa, Mollusca, Bivalvia, Myida, Dreissenidae. The coding region runs from base 163 to 1557 and encodes 464 amino acids.